This is a messenger RNA of Ectocarpus siliculosus, 3884 nucleotides long. NCBI's taxonomy places the organism in Eukaryota, Phaeophyceae, Ectocarpales, Ectocarpaceae. The record is from the annotation of a GenBank genome assembly.
AUGACAGCCCACACCCGACUGUGGAGGACGGUGGCCUGCGUCCUGUUCUUUCAAGAUGCCCUCAGCGGCGCCCUGUUCCUUCCCGUGCUCCCGUCCUUGGUCGGACAGCUGCUAGGCAUGGAGAGGGACACCGUGGGCUUCUCGACAGCUUGGGUAGUGGCUGUUCUGCUGGCGUCGUACUACGUGGGCCGCUCGGGAACUCUUACCGCUGCGGUGCGGCUCUGCGCAUCAGGAUCGUCGCGGGCACCAGCAGCGAUACCUCCGUCGCUUCUGACGGUCGGCGUUCUGCUGGUGCUCUCCGCCUCGGCCUACACAGGUUGUGGCAUCGUCGUCGUCGUCGUCGAUCACGAGCAGCAGCUUACGACGUCGAGCUUGUACGUGUUGUUGUAUUUCUGUCUGUUUCGAGCGUUGACCGGUGCUCUGGCCGCUGGGCACAGAAUGUCCGCUUGCCGUUGCCUCGAUCACGCCGCACUUCUGGAGUCAGCUCCGACAACUAUCACCACCGCGGCAAAGCUCGGUAGUAGGUCUUGGCAAGAGUCCGCGGGAGCCGUGGGCGGCCUCGUAGCGGGCUGCGCCCUAGCCGGCGGCCUGUUCGAGUACUCCGACCCCUCCCGGCCGACGCUCCUCCUGUGCCUGGCGGCGGCGGCAGCACACGCGGCGGCGUUGCCGCUGGUCCUCCUCGUCGCGUGGAGGAACUGCUGCAGAAGCAGAAGCGGCACGGUCGACGGCGGCGGUGGCUACUCCACGGUGCAGGGGACGCCGGGCGGGAGCGAUGCCGAGGUCGAGCUGAUGGGACGUCCGCCGUGGAGCGCCCGUGAUGAUUCCUUUGACGGUGGGAGAGGUGAUUCGGCUGCUGCUGCUGCUGCCGCUACCCCGGGCGCGGGCAGCGAGGAGAGGGUAGUAGACAUCCCCGGGCGUUAUCUCCGGGGGUGUGCCGGGGACCCGGUCGAGGCUGAGCGGCGCUGGAGGCUGACGUUGGAAUGGAGAGCGAAAGAGCGAAUCGACGAGGUCUUGCGAGAGCCCCAGCCGCACUUCGAGCUGAUCAAGCGCCACUACCCUCACUACAUCCAUCGCCGGGCGCGCAACGGGUGCCCCGUGUGGAUCGAGUUGCCCGGCCGCAUCGACCUCCCGGCGAUACGAUCGGCCGGCGUGAGCCCCGAGGCCCUCCAGCGGCACUACGUCUUCGUGACCGAGUACAUGUGGGGGGUUCUGGAGCCGGACUUCGAGAACGGGCAGGCGGUGACGGUGCUGGACGUGCAAGGGCUGGGGAUGCGCGAUCUCGCGGGGGAAGCCCUGGGUUUCGUCAAGCAAGCAACGGCGAUCGUACAGGACCACUACGUGGAGAGGAGCAACCGUAUGUUCAUCGUGAACGCACCGUCCUAUUUCAGUCUCAUCUGGCGUGUCAUUCGCCCCAUGCUCAACGAGCGGACCCAGGCCAAGAUCGGCAUCAUCAACACGGACGCCAAGAAGAUCGCGGCGGCGCUCCUGGAGUGCAUCGCCCCGGAGAACCUGCCCCGGCAGUACGGCGGCACGUGCCCCCUAGACCUGGGCGAGAGCGAGGAGGAGCUAGACUUGCGCACGUACGUGGCGAGCAUCGCCACCGCCACCGCCGCCGGUCCUGGUUCGCACGCCGGGGCGCCGCCGACGCCGACGCCGCCGCCGUCCGGUUUAGAAGCGCUACGGUCCAACGAAGAAGAGGAGGAGGAGGUCGAGGUUGAUUUCCGCGCUCGUUCGGAGCCGACCGCGAGAGCGGGAGGGGUAGGUCCGCGAAAUAACGGCUUGCCGGCGGCGGCGGCGGCCGGCGCGGUGACGAAGGGCAGAGGUCCGGCGGAAUCGGGCGUGCUCGGCGGCGGCGGCGGCGCCGGGCUAGAAGAAACGGGCGGCGGGGGUUUGGUUGCCGCGGGGCGGCCGCCGGGCGCCGCUCGUCGUGUUCUUGGCUCGGUGCGCGGGGCGCUGGGCUGGGCCGGGGGCAAGCUGGCGUGGCGGCGCUCCACCGUCGCGCACCUCGGGCAGGAGAACGGCUUCCAGUACGACUCGGAGCAGCACCGGUGGGUUCUCCGGGACGAUAUGGCCGGCGGUGGCGGGGGAAAGGCGGGGGCGGUGGAAGGGGGAGGUGCGAGUGAGGGUGGGGGAGAGAGGGUGGGGCAGACGACAUCGACUCGGCGGGAACGCGGUGCGAGCGUUUCUUCGGAGGAUAUGACGGUCUUGGCCAUACAGGCGGCCCACCAUUCCUUGGUCGAGGCCGGCUUGAAACUCUCUCCGGUGCCGAGCGAAUCACCGGCGGUUCUCGGCAGUAGCAGCGGUGUCGCCGCCGCCAGGGACGACGGAGGGUUCCCCUCCCGCCUGUCCUACGGCGGGAAGCCCGGGACGUUUCCGGGCGGGAUAGCCGCUGGAGAGGACCACCACUACUGCUACCCGCAGCCGGUGUCCAGCCUGAGCGUGCCGUGCCCGUGCCUGAGGCCGCUCGGGCGCCGAGCCUCUCGGCCCGACGUGGCCACCGUUCUGUACGCCUCGAGCGCCGCCGUCCGCGAGGCGUUGCCGGUGUGGCUGCUCGCAGGGGUGGAGGCCGGAGGGUUAGGCGCGUCGCCGCCGCGAGUCGGGCUUGUAUUCGCGGCGGGGGCGCGGGUGGCGGCGGCUGGCCGAGGGGCAUCGGGAUGUUGUUGCGGAGCUCAAUAUCCCGGCCAGGCAGGGGGCGGCAGCGGCGGCGGCGGCGGCGGCGGGGGAGGGGCGGGGCGCCGGCUCUUGUACGCCGUGUGGACGCGGCUCGCGAGCGUGGUGGUCCUUGGGGCGGUUUAUCUGCUGCCAAGGAUCGUGCCCGAGGCGGUCGCGGCGGCGUUCAUCCCGCCCGCGGUGCUGUGGCUGGCGGUGGCGGCGGUGGUCGCCGCGAAUCACGCCUCGCUCGAGCUGUGCACGGCAGCAGCAGCGGCGGCGGCGGCGGCGGCAGUGGCGGGGGCAGCCUCGGCUGCUUCAUCAACAGCCGGAUCCCGGCAUCGGCGCCCGAUGUUCGUCAGCAGGACCACCAGCAGCAGCAGUCAUGGCCCCAGCGACGAGAGGACGAGAUCGACGAGCAGCGCGAGCUGCGGCAGCGGCUUCGUUGGGGCCAGCCGGGGGCCGCGGGCGCGGGGUUCAUCGUUGGCGACGGCGAGCGGUUCGAACCUGUUCGUCGGGGACGUUCUCGGGUCGAUCGCCGGGCCGUUGGUGCUCGCGCUCGCCAUGUGGGCGGGACAGAGGUUGCCGUUGGAGCCCUCGCUCUGGCUCGCUUUGUGCCUGUGCGGGGACUUGUGGCUCGUGGCGGGCGCGAGGGAGGCCGAGCCGCGGCACGCGACACUGUUAGGUGGCGAAGAAGAGGAAGACGAGGAAGAGGAGGAGCGCAGAAGGUCGCGACGUUUCGCGCAGUUCGUGUGAAUGUUAACUAAGCCCACAGGGGCACCCGUACUGAAUAGGACAGGAAGAACUUGGCAGCACAGCAAGUACUGCGGCGUUGUUCCGCGUGUGGUAGGUUUUUAAUCUGUUCCCUCGUGUUUGCAUCAUGAAGAUAAUCUUGUUGUCGGGAUUGUGAUACAAAAGCGAGGCGGGGCGGGGGUGCUCGGUUGUUGUACGUAUUUCACGGUGGCCGUUUAGCCUUUGUUGUAUCGUUGUCGUUUGUAGUAUAGCGUGGUCGUUCGUGUUUUUCUCGUCACACUACUGUGGUUGCGUCUCUCCACCGCGGAGUUAUUUUUGAAAGUUGCCUGUUUGUUGAGCUUGAUGAAAAGUGCAGCACCGUAGUGCUUGAUUGUCGCCCCCCAGCAUACUUGUGUUGCUGCUGGAAUGAAUGGCAUGUUGUGAAGAGGCUGCUUGUAGGAACACAGGGGCCCGAAAGGAGGGGGACAUAGACCGCCGUCCCC